Messenger RNA from Daldinia loculata, 3164 nucleotides. RefSeq lists its product as uncharacterized. Gene Ontology annotation, cellular component: nucleus. Gene Ontology annotation, biological process: DNA-templated transcription; regulation of DNA-templated transcription. NCBI's taxonomy places the organism in Eukaryota, Fungi, Ascomycota, Sordariomycetes, Xylariales, Hypoxylaceae. The record is from RefSeq and is a predicted model, not a curated record. Gene Ontology annotation, molecular function: DNA binding; DNA-binding transcription factor activity, RNA polymerase II-specific; zinc ion binding. The transcript is spliced from 4 exons. The coding region runs from base 452 to 2716 and encodes 754 amino acids.
CAAUGAGCAGAGAUGCUUCAAACUCAUGCCAUCGGUAGCUGUCAAGAGGGGCGAGAUUGAUCCUCCACCAUAGUAAAAGGCUCUUCUCGAUAUAUUCUAUCAGCUAUCUUGGCCACAUCAACUCCGACACUGGUGGACCCCAAAUCCGAGGUAUCUCGGAGUCUUAGUAGCCUCGAUGAAUCGUUCACAGCAGCCGCUUGGUGGUCAAAUUAUAGAUUUGCAGCCUAUGCAUUCACAUCGUGCUUUAACGGGAAAAUACCGACGCAAUGGAAAAUUACAGUAUGCAUUUGCCCUAGUCCCCCCUCGUCUCCUCUCAUUUACCCUUGUUCCAUCUCAUACCUACGCAAGCUUACAUUCGGGGGAUACCGCGGGAUCAAGCUUAGAUUCCCUAAGACGUGUGGUACAUACCUUAGGUAGGUAAACUAGAUGUCCUCUAGAAUCUCAUCAAGCCAUGUACCUCGCGGCCUGGGAGUCGGGGCUUGUUCCUGCUAUACUCUUCGCCUUAUCUAGAUCGUGUGAACCAUGUAGACGAUCUAAGCUGAAGUGUGAUCAUGUCGUCCCAACCUGCGGCAGAUGUAUCAAGAGACAGUGCGCCGAUCAGUGCAUCUAUCACCCCAAUCCCCUUACUCAGGCUCGUCGAAGAGAAAAGACGACUCCCUCGACGCGAUUCGCAGUGAGAAGCGAUGACGGUCCCGCAAUUCCUGUGCAGUCAAUUGAGGUACAAACUGUGGAAUCACCUAAUAUACUCGCAUCUCAGGUCACGCCGGCACGUUCUACUGAAGUAGUAACUCGCGAAGUACAUCGAGCGGCAUCCGCUCCGCCAUUGCAAAGUCGGGAUGGGUCUGCCAACCGUACCAUAAACAUAGGCUUCCUUGGCGAGACAUCCUAUAUUUCUAUCUUUACGGACGGCCUUGGUAGCUUCGAUGUCUCUUCUCCAGGCCUAGAAUCUUCUGAAGUCCAAGAAAUGAGCUUAUCGCACGACCGGAUAAUCCAGGGAUGUAAACUCCUCUCAUUCUUAAAAGACAAGCACAUGAUCAAUCGUCUUGUAUCGCGCUGGUACGAAAUAUGCGAAGACGAAGCUUGUAUAUGCAUAGAGCCCAUAAUGAAAGAGUGGCUAUGGGGUCUCGGGAUGCAUCACGGAGAUGUUCUUAGAGAUCAAAAUCCCGAAAAGAUUCGGCGAUUAUGUGAAUUAAUCUGGCGUAAUACCCAAACUCCAGUCAUCUUUAACCAGAAUACGACGGCUAAGCAUUGGGCACGAUCUGCUACUGGACCAAGCAUACGAUGGGAGGUCAUCGGCCUCAUCGCUGUAGUCGCCGGCCAGUCUGCGAACACUCCCGAGCCUUUCGGUCGCGGUUCUAAGAAACAUAACUCGGCGCAUUCCUCAUUUGCGAGACAGAUGAACGAGAUUGCCGAGGCCUGUUUAAACUUUUGUCGCGACUGUGGAGCUUUGGGUGACAUGUUCACCUGGCUUCUCAUGGAGAAUUACUCUCUAACAGCUAAGAUUAAGGGCGAAGCUAGUCAUGCUACAUAUACACUGAGUGGUGAGAUUGUAGCUUCGGCCGUUGCGAUGGGCUUGCACCGGGGAGUCAAAGAAGAGGAUCGGCUUCCAUUCUUUUUAGCAGAACUACGAAAAAGGCUGCUUUGCCAGAUGUAUGGCGCGGAGAUCGGUAUCUCGACGUUUACGGGUCGCCCUCCUCGGAUUUCACAUCGUUAUUGUAAUCUCCAGCCUCCCUUGGACCUUGCGGUCUCCCAGUUACUCCUCGGAGGAGACGAUUUAACUCUAGCACUUGCUAGUCUAGAUGAGAAAGGAUUCAACACAUCAGGAAGAGUGCGUCGCGUUACUUGGAUAAGAAUCUGGAUUGGAUUCGCUAUACAAAGAGAAGACAUAUUGGACCUGGCCUUAGGUCCGUAUACACGCGACGAGAUCCUACAACGCGCGGAAGAUAUCAAAAAUAGACACCGUCGAUACAUAGAGGAACUCCCAGAGUUCAUCAAGAAAAUAAGAGACUCGCCUAUAGAAAUAGAGGGAAGACCGCCAACGGAAAUAUUAUUCAUGAUUGUAAUCCAUCAAUCCUUUCGUUCAAACGACCUUUUGCUCCAGCGCGUCUUGAUUCGCAAAGCUGGGGCAAGUUCGGAGGAGCUCAUACGCCUUGCGCGCUCAAUCCUAAAGGAUAUAUUGUUAAUCAGUCAACGCCAUGACCUAGGGACGCUAUUUAAAACAGAUAUUGCUUCUCUUCUCGCAGUACAAGGUAUGCGGAGCGCCGCCGUCAUGGCGGUCGAGCUAUUAAAACAAGAGCAACUCCCCGUCUAUCCGAAAACCCCUCUUCUCCCUAGAAGUCAGACCAUCCAAGAUCUGGCCGUUUUCGCAGCUGGGCUGGGGGCUGUCGAUCCUAGUGACGGAUCUUUUAGUAUAUGCGACCAGGGACGAAAGGUCAUCUCUCAUAUACUUGAUAGGAUUCUGAGCCCUCCUGACCCUCCCAUUCAACGUCAAGCUUCAAGUGAACAACCUACGCAUCAAGAUCAAGACCAGCAAGUUAACGAGGCAGUUAUGGGCGCUCCGGCGAACGAGCCGACUCAAAGUUACGGCUUUCACAUACCGUGCGCAACUGAUUUUACUAUGACUGAUCUGAACUUUGGUAUCGACGCUCCUUUCUUAGGACCUGAUAAUGAUUUUAUGCAGUGGCUUGAGAACAUGGAUUGGGAACGGCCUGUUUAAUGAAGUUAUUCCAAAUAUGAGCAUGUAAAGACCAUCUAUUUUAACGCCGCCUUCUUUGUUGACCCCCUAAGAUUACCACUCAUAUUGAUAACUUGAAGUCGCUUUACUGAAUCGGCGGUGGCAAAGAUGGUUUUUUUCACCUAAGAAUGGUCUAGGACUGCUUCUCACCGAAAAAGCAAUGCUUGCUUGUCCGAGCUAUGCAUUAUUCAUAACUUUCUUUCCCGGGCUUAACACGGGUUUAGAAUAGAGUAACGGCUUCGCCCGAAGUCCUAUCAGGUUACCGAGAUUAUAAUUCCAUCAAUCAUACUAGGUUUACUCGGAUUGAAAUGCGUCCUAGAACUAUUUCAUUCCGUUGGUUAAACAAAGUAUAAGACCAAUUUCACUUAUGUUGGUUUAAUAAUGUCAACGAUCAGACUUUCGCGAUUGGUUGUAGGUCGUCAUUGAAAGU